AUGGGCAACUCGUCUUCCUCGUCGACCCGUGCGCAUCACGAAGAUACCGUCGACUUUGGCUCUCUCGUUCCCCAAGGCGUUUACACAGGUCCUCGAGACUGGAAUCAACCCAUUGUUUCUCAGCAUAUCGUCGCACGCAAGUUGGCGCCCUUCUAUCGCCCUCUGGAGGAGUAUGACCCUUCAUGGGAUGAUGACCAGAUUCUCGCUGCUAGAAAGGAGCUUUCAGAGUCUGAUAAUGCGGAUACUGUCACACGUAUUGAGGCGGCCGCGACGGCUCAUUUAAACGCUUCCAAGUCUGCUAACAAGCGGCCGGGAGUGACGAAGGAAUCGAGCAGACCAGAGGCGGCAGUCUAUAGGGGCGCAGUUGAAUGCCCCAUCUGUUUCCUCUAUUACCCACCAAACAUUAACCACUCCCGAUGUUGCGACCAAGCUAUCUGCACAGAAUGCUUUGUUCAGAUCAAACGUGCUGAACCCACAACGACACAUCUCGUCUCCGAGCCUGCAGCAUGUCCAUACUGCGUCCAAGAUAACUUUGGGAUCGUAUAUACUCCUCCUCCCUGGCGUGCUGGUAUUAGUAGUGAGGGCUCGAGUUCACUGUGGUCGCUAGAUCCUCCACGUUCACCACAAUCAAUAGAAACAUCCCCUCCAUUCCCUACACAUAAACGACGUCAAAAGAGUUUCGGCGCUGACAGCCCCGAGGUCGUGACGACAGAUCAAAUACGACCUGACUGGGAGGCAAAACUUGCCGCAGUUCGUGCCGCGGUUGCAAGACGUGCCAACAGACGGAUUAUCAUGCGCCAGGUUGGAGAUCGGCUUAUUCCUGUGGGUGUAGGUCGAAUUCAAACACCUGAGGAGGUUGCUGCGGAAGCCACAGACGUAGCAGGAAGUAGGAGAAGUCGCAGGCGACAACCACAGCCAAAUGGGAAUUUUGAGCAAUUUGUGGGGAUGGGCAAUCAAGAUCUCGAAGAACUUAUGCUUAUGGAAGCGAUGCGUUUAUCGCUGAUAGAUCACGAAGAACAUCAGAAGAAAGAGGCAGAGGAGAAGAAGAAGCAAGCGGAGACUGCCCUUGCUUCAGGCGCAACACCCGCAUCCGGCACUCCUUCGGAAAUACAAGCAGCUCCUGGUCCCGGUCCUUCUACGAUUGAAGCUCGGCUUGCGACACACUCAUCAAUUUCGUCAAACCUCUCAUCAUCACCCGCCUCCGUCGCCCCAAUUUCCUCCGGUUCAUCUGCAAACUCUCAACAUGGGUCUCAAGAUGGACUUGCGCCCAGCAGAAAGUCUUGGUCGAUUUCACGUAGCCGUACACCACCUCCACCAUCCAACGAUGAUCAGUCAACCUCAUCGCGUCGGAAGAGCGCUACGGGCGCACCCCCAUUCAGCGCGUUGAGUGCGGCCUUAGUUUCUUCUUCGACUUCGACAGCAUCUGCUUUCUUGGGAGGACCUAUUGGCAUGGAUGGCACAGCCCCAUCCACAUCUUCAGCCAACGGAUUUCCAUCAUCGCACCCAGACCGAGGGCUUCCUUCGAUACCGAUCAUCACGGUUGACGACAACACACAUCAUCCUCCACAAACCCCGCCAGAUGAGACUUCAACGCACCCACCCGCCAUAACGUCUACUUCUUCCUCAAUGUCCUUCGCGGAUGCGGCGAACCACGGUCCCAUGUCAUAUGGAGAGUUACCUUCAUCUCCGGAGUCGGAUAUCUUACAUGAACCACUAAUUACAAGGCGCCGUGAGCCCGAGACCAUUGGGAAAGUUGUGGUCUCGGGCUUUUCGAUGCGAGGGGAGGGUCAGAGAUCAAUGACCAUUGCUAAUGACGACGUCUUUUUCUCGUUCUACUUCGUGUCCCUACAUACCACCACACACGCCUCGCUGUUAGCCUGCCUAGAAUUGUUCUUGACAUUUUUGGGGGGAUUCGAUGAGUACAUCAUGACAGCUAUAUCUGCAUUUUCUCAAUUCAGCCCUCCCAACUCCUCGAACAAUUUUUCUAUCCGCAUUCCUUUGGAGCCCUUACGUGUCUCUCCCUUGUCAGGUCAUGUUUAA
Molecule: messenger RNA, 2040 nt
Organism: Laccaria bicolor S238N-H82
Lineage: Eukaryota; Fungi; Basidiomycota; Agaricomycetes; Agaricales; Hydnangiaceae
Exons: 6
Coding region: 1-2040 (679 amino acids)
Cellular component (GO): cytoplasm
Source: RefSeq, a predicted model, not a curated record